This is a messenger RNA of Nomascus leucogenys (northern white-cheeked gibbon), 3174 nucleotides long. RefSeq names its product ciliary neurotrophic factor (gene CNTF). Gene Ontology annotation, biological process: astrocyte activation; positive regulation of axon regeneration; positive regulation of tyrosine phosphorylation of STAT protein. Gene Ontology annotation, molecular function: ciliary neurotrophic factor receptor binding; growth factor activity; cytokine activity. The record is from RefSeq and is a predicted model, not a curated record. NCBI's taxonomy places the organism in Eukaryota, Metazoa, Chordata, Mammalia, Primates, Hylobatidae. Gene Ontology annotation, cellular component: axon.
AAUUGAAUGUUUAUAUCAAGUACUGAUUUUUAUUUUAAAAAAGAAAAAACUAUAAUCCUUCUGCCUUCCAAAAGCCGUACUGUGAUAGCUGCCCAGGCUGCUCUCUUACAUCUCCCAUUUAUUGUUUACUUUUAUAAGUGUGCUUCUAAGAUGGUAUGUGUUUCAGCUUAUUGACAAUAUCUGUGAUAUAAAUAAUGAAAGCUAAUUAUUUCAUUUAAGGAUGAAACUUUUAGCACUUACCCAAUAGGCGUCAUUCUCUAAGUUAAAUGCAAUAGAAUGACAACCCUCCCAGUACCUUUAACUCUUAUACCGUCAUUUCAAAGCCCAGCUCAUUCUCUUAUUUUAAGAAGCCUGUGGUAUGACUGGGUAGGGGAGAAAAAAGGAAAGCAUGUUGUCACUUGAGUGAGACUGCUUUAGAAAUGUUACCAAGUUAGCGCUGGGUGUUUCCUGUUCUUUGGAAGAGAACAGGCCUAAACAGUACCUUCCUCCUCCUAUGUAGCUACCAGGAAGGCACCAUGAUUGAAAUUAGAGAUGCUUCCUUGCUUGAUUUUUAAGUAUAAAUUAAAUUACCUUUAAAAAGUACUUAAGGAUAGGAGUGAAAAAAUGCUAUGUUUUUAAAGGACUUACUUCACACAUCCUUUGUUUCUUGAACAAAAUGUGAACUACCUAAACAGAAAAUGAAAUUGGAAAGUCAGUGGGAGAGACAACUGUGGAAUCAGAUUUCUAUUUAAAUUCAAGCGUCGUUACUUGAUUUUGUGCAUGUUAUUUCUUGAAGUUUCAGUUUCUUAUAUGGAGAAAUAACAUUUACCUCAGAAAUAUUCUGAAGAUAAAAUGGAAUUGCUUUAAAAUAUUUAGCUCACUGACCCAUGGUAGAUACUUAAUAAAUGGCAGCUGUAUCAAUUUCAUUGAAUGAACAUUUCGCCAACCUAUGAGAAAAAAGACAUGGGAAGCAUAAGGGAGAAUGAUAAUAAAAUGAACUGAUUCUAAGUGUGUAUGAAAUAGAUUACAUUAGGCAGGAGUGCCAUGAGGAUUGGUAUGAUAGUGACCUUGUUGCUAAGUGCAAAAGCAAAACAAUGACAUAGAAACAAGUGUGCUAAGUACUGAGUGGAGGAGAGAGAUGGAGGCAGACGCUGCAGGGGAAAAAAAAAUCUGAUUAAAAAGGGCCCUUUGAUUCCACAGGCACAAAAAUCCACAGCCAGGAAUUUGCUACCACCUCUGAGUCAGGCAGGGGGUGGGGGUGGGGUGCACAAUCCCAUUAGUAGAGAAUGCCCAGUGGGUUUAGUCUUUGAGAGUCACAUUUCUUAUUUGGACCAGUGUAGACAGAAAUAAACCCAGCUCACUUGUUUCCUGGGACAGUUGAGUUAAGGGAUGGCUUUCACAGAGCAUUCACCGCUGACCCCUCACCGUCGGGACCUCUGUAGCCGCUCUAUCUGGCUAGCAAGGAAGAUUCGUUCAGACCUGACUGCUCUUAUGGAAUCUUAUGUGAAGCAUCAGGGCCUGAACAAGAACAUCAACCUGGACUCUGCGGAUGGGGUGCCAGUGGCAAGCACUGAUCAGUGGAGUGAGCUGACCGAGGCAGAGCGACUCCAAGAGAACCUUCAAGCUUAUCGUACCUUCCAUGUUUUGUUGGCCAGGCUUUUAGAAGACCAGCAGGUGCAUUUUACCCCAACCGAAGGUGACUUUCAUCAAGCUAUACAUGCUCUUCUUCUUCAAGUCGCUGCCUUUGCAUACCAGAUAGAGGAGUUAAUGAUACUCCUGGAAUACAAGAUCCCCCGCAAUGAGGCUGAUGGGAUGCCUAUUAGUGUUGGAGAUGGUGGUCUCUUUGAGAAGAAGCUGUGGGGCCUAAAGGUGCUGCAGGAGCUUUCACAGUGGACAGUAAGGUCCAUCCAUGACCUUCGUGUCAUUUCUUCUCAUCAGACUGGGAUCCCAGCACGUGGGAGCCAUUACAUUGCUAACAACAAGAAAAUGUAGCAGUCCGUUCUCUUCCUUGCUUUCUCUUCUAAUGGAAUAUGCGUAGUUCCCUGGGGCCUCGCUUUCCCAUCUUAAAUUUCUAAAACGGUUAAGACUACAGGCAUUUUCUUUCUUUUUUCUCUGACCACCUGCAGCCUGUUGAAGGACUACAGGCAUUUUCAUCAAGUAGCAUUGGAGACUUACACAAAUGGGCAUACAAGUUUAGCCCGGGGGGUGUGAUUGUGUGUGCGCAUGCAUGUGCUGCAGGUGUAAGAGAGUGGGAGCAGGGACAACGUCCUUCCACUUCAGGGUUCUAACCUUUCUAACCCACUAAGUAACCUCUACAGGCAUUUAACAGCCUUACAGACAGAAUAUACCUAUGUUAAUUCUAGUUCUGGAUGACUCGGUCUGAGAAGAUUCAAUUUAAAAUCAGACUCUUUGUUUGAUUUAAACUCUUAGAGAAUAAGAAUAAUAAUGGCUAACUUUUAUUAUCUUCUAUAUUAAGGCAAUAUGCCAAGCGUCUUUAUGUAUAUUAUGUACAGCGUUUACAACCUUGUGAGCAAGGUGGUGUUACUCCCAUUCGAUAGAUGAGAAAACAGGCUCACAGAGAUUUGGUUAAGCUCACACAGCUAACAAGUGGCACACUGAGUUUGCACACAGAUCAUUCUUCUUGUAAAGCCUAUGUGCCUUUCACUUUAGAGGCUUGAUCAUGAAUCACUGCACCUCUUUGUCACAGAGUGUUGGAAGAUGCAUCCAUGUAAUCUAUUCCCAUCGCUGGAAAACAGCUGCUGUUAGAUGUCCUCAGAAGCCAGUUGCAAAUUUUAGCGUUAAAGUCAGGAUUUAUUGUUCAUACUUGGCAGUGAAGAGGGCAGCUGGAGAUCUUAAGAUUCCAUUUUGGAAAAUGAUUAGGCCCGCCAAACUUCUGAACUUUGGAAGCUGGGGAUAUUUAGUAAUACAACCUGGUUUUAAAGUGCUCACUAAAUGUUCUUGAAUAUUGGGUUGGGCACAGCUUAUACCAGGUUACCUCACUUUUAAUUAGUGAUGCAGGCAGUGUAACCCAAGCAUUUGUGGACAAUGAGUGGAAUACUAAAGUUAAAAAGUCAUCAAACUUUCACCUCAAAUUUUCUGGACUUAGUCAUGAGGAGAGGGUGAGGCCUACUCUGUUCCUACUAGAGAUACCAGAGACUGAAACUAUACAGUAAAGCCUCUGUGCUGCACAACAAA